AUGGGUAAGCACGGCCACCACGACGCGGAGGCUCAGGCCGCCGGCAGCAGCAGCUUCCCGCCGCCGCCGCCACCGCCGGCGACGGUGGCAGGAGGCGGCGGCGGCGGCGGCGAAGUGGCGUGCCCGUACUUGAUCGAGAGGCCGGAGCUCCGGUGGGCGUUCAUCCGCAAGGUGUACGCGAUCGUGGCGAUGCAGCUGGUGGUGACCGUCGCCGUGGCCGCCGCCUUCUACUCUGUCCCGGCCAUCCGCCGCUUCUUCCUCGCCCGCACGCCGGCGUCGCUCGCCGCCUUCGUGGCCGUUAUCGUCGCCCCCCUCAUCGUGAUGCUGCCGACGAUGUUUCUCCGUAAGAAGCACCCCAUCAACCUCGUCCUUCUAGCCAUGUUCACCAUUUGCAUGAGCUGCGCCAUUGCCUUGGGCUGCCUCUCUGUCAAAGCCGGCAUUGUCAUAAUCGAAGCAGCAUCCCUAACAUUUGCGGUGGUCCUGGGCUUAACACUCUACACAUUCUGUGCGGCCGAGAGAGGCCAUGACUUCAGCUUCCUCCGCCCGUUUUUGGUCGCGGCCUUCCUCGUCCUCGUGCUCUACGGCUUCAUCCAGAUGUUGCUGCCAAUGGGGAAGGUGGGGACGACGGUGUUCGGGUGCGCGGCGGCGCUGGUGUUCUCCGGCUUCAUCAUCUACGACACCGACAACCUGAUCAAGAGGCACGCCUACGACGAGUACGUCGCGGCGGCCAUCUCCCUCUACCUCGACACCGUCAACGUCUUCAUGGCCGUCGUCACUGCACUCGACGCUUCAGAUUCAUAGAUUGUUUGGAGGAGAUGGGUACACUGCUGAAAAGCCGAUUGAGAUCAAUCUGUCAUUACAGUCACUAACAUAUAGAUAUCAUCAUCGAUAAGACCCACAUAUCAAGACCCAUAUAUCAGUGAUUAUAAUAUCACUAUCAUAAUGGCAAAAAAGAUCCAAACGG
This is a messenger RNA of Oryza brachyantha (malo sina), 964 nucleotides long. Its product is annotated as protein LIFEGUARD 2-like. Gene Ontology annotation, cellular component: membrane. The transcript is spliced from 4 exons. The record is from RefSeq and is a predicted model, not a curated record. Bases 1 to 801 code for a protein of 266 amino acids. NCBI's taxonomy places the organism in Eukaryota, Viridiplantae, Streptophyta, Magnoliopsida, Poales, Poaceae.